Oryza sativa Japonica Group (Japanese rice) is the source of this 1609-nucleotide messenger RNA. RefSeq names its product protein RICE SALT SENSITIVE 3-like. The record is from RefSeq and is a predicted model, not a curated record. NCBI's taxonomy places the organism in Eukaryota, Viridiplantae, Streptophyta, Magnoliopsida, Poales, Poaceae.
UCAGGCAAGUAUGGUUGCUCCCUCUGUGGUGGCCUGGCCUCACAAAGUCCCAGCCAGUUUGCAGCUUAUUAGAGAGAUCAAAGUGGAAGCUAUCAAGCAAGAAAGGAAACGCCUACACCUACUCCUGGCCCCUGCCCCCCAAAACUUCUCAUAGCUUCAAAUCAACUUUUUCUAGCUAGCCCUUCAGCUUCAAAUCAAGCGGCAGCUUCAUCACAUACACAGUGAUCUGUGGAUAGCUAAUGAGAGCAAGCAUCUAGAGUAUCUUGUUCUUGAUUCCUUGGCCGUCUAUAAGCUUGUGUGUGCAGCAUCAGCUAGCAACAGAAGCAGCUUCAGCUCAGCUGCAAUGGAGGAGCAGCUGAACCCACUGGCUGUGACACAGCUACUGCAGCACACGCUGCGCGGCCUCUGCACCCAAGGCGACUCCCAGUGGGUGUACGCCGUCUUCUGGCGAAUCCUCCCAAGAAACUACCCUCCUCCAAAAUGGGAUCUUCAGGGUGGUGUUUAUGACAGGAGUAGAGGAAACAGGAGGAACUGGAUCCUGGCAUGGGAGGAUGGAUUCUGCAACUUUGCAGCCUCUGCCUGUGACCAAGAGGACACACCAGCUGCUGCCGGGUACACUGACUAUGCAGCAGCUGGGCAUGAGGUGAAGGGCCUCCAGCCUGAGCUCUUCUUCAAGAUGUCCCAUGACAUCUACAACUAUGGGGAAGGGUUGGUUGGGAAAGUUGCAGCUGACCAUGGCCACAAGUGGGUGUCCCAGGAGGCCAAUGAGCACGAGAUCAACCUGGUUACCUCAUGGAACAACCCUGCCGAUUCUCAUCCAAGGACAUGGGAAGCUCAGUUCCAGUCCGGUAUCAAGACCAUUGCUCUGAUCGCCGUCAGAGAAGGCGUUGUACAGUUAGGCUCCAUGAAGAAGGUGGCGGAGGACCUGAGCUACGUGGUGGCGCUGCGGCGGAAGUUCGGGUACCUGGAGAGCAUCCCGGGCGUGCUGCUGCCGCACCCGUCGUCGGCCGCGUUCCCCGGCGCCGGCGGCCUGCAGGACGCGGCCUGGGCGCCGUCGCCGACGAUGGACCUCUACGACCCCUACUACGGCGCCCAUGCCGCGGCGGCGCAGAUGCACCACAUCGUGCCGUCGAUGAGCAGCCUGGAGGCGCUCCUCUCGAAGCUGCCGUCGGUCGGCCCCACGGCGGCGCCCGGCGCCAUUCGCGGCGCCAUUGGCGGCGGCUCUGUGGCCAAGGAGGAGCUGGACGACGCCAUGGACGCGGCGGGCAACGGCGGCGGCGAGAGCACCAGCGCCGCCACGACGCCGCUGGUGCCGUACUACGUAGACGUGGCUAAACCCGACGAGGGGUUUUAGUGUUUUAGCCUCUCUCUCUGCACGUCUCCGUCUCGAGGCUGUGCGCGCACGGUUGUUGUAACAUCUUUUCUUUUUUUUCUUCUAGUGUCGCAUUGUGAUGAUUAUUCUAUAUUAACCCAAUCAUGUGUGCGGCUGCGUGCUUUGAACUAGUUGGAGGUGUCGUACUGCAACGUACAUACGAUAUCCUGUACGUCAGAUUCUGUCGAUCAAUCACACUGUACUGCAUUCUUACCAGCAAGUUUGAUUUUUGCGUAA